Paecilomyces variotii is the source of this 1603-nucleotide messenger RNA. RefSeq names its product putative MFS monocarboxylate transporter. Gene Ontology annotation, cellular component: fungal-type vacuole membrane. Gene Ontology annotation, biological process: transmembrane transport. The transcript has 5 exons. The coding region runs from base 243 to 1577 and encodes 444 amino acids. The record is from RefSeq and is a predicted model, not a curated record. Lineage: Eukaryota; Fungi; Ascomycota; Eurotiomycetes; Eurotiales; Thermoascaceae. Gene Ontology annotation, molecular function: transmembrane transporter activity.
AGCUGGCCUUUCCACUUAGUCUUGAAUUUUUGUAAACAUGCCGAUCCUUAAUAUAAGAAGCCCAGAGCCUGGCCGUUCGGGGUGUAAGUUAAGUUACUCGUCAGUGUCUUCCACUAGCAAGUAUCGAGAACGGUCUCUAUCAGUUAUUUUAUAACUGAAACUCCUGAUCCGCUCCCAUCUCUCUCCUUCCCAAAGCAGCCUUUGCUUCUGCGUGGAAACAGAUUCACAGAGUUGGUCGAAAAAUGGGUCAGGAAGAGAGAGUCUCAGGGGAGAUUGCCCCCAAGGAGGAACCCCCCAAGGUCCCAGAAACUGAGGAAGCCAAUGAACUCACAGCUCAGGCAAAGAUCGCUUUAGCUGGAGCAUUUGGGUCGAUGUUCUGCACCGUCGGCUUCGUUAACGCUUUCGGUGUCUUCGAGACUUAUUACGCGGAGAAUCAGUUAGCACAUCAAAAGGAAACAGACAUUGCAUGGAUCGGGGCGAUCAACGUAUUCUGCAUAUUCGCGGGUUCAGUCUUCACAGGUCCUUUGCUUGAUGUAUCUGGUCCGGAGCUGAUGCUCUGGUUGGGAUCUCUUGGGGUUGUCUUCUCCAUCAUGAUGGCAUCUCUCUGCAAGGAGCUCUACCAGUUCAUCCUUGCGCAGGGUAUCCUUCUUGGGAUUUCGAUGGCAUUUAUCGUGACCCCCAUGAUAGCUAUCAUCAGCAAGCACUUCCAGAAGAAACGGGCAGCGGCAGUUGGUAUGGUUAUCGCGGGAUCAUCCCUGGGAGGUGUCAUCUGGCCUGUCGUCGUACACGAACUGCUUGAGAAAUCGAACGUUGGAUUCGGGUGGACGAUGCGCAUUGUUGGGUUCAUAAUGCUGCCCAUCUUGGGAAUCUCUUCCCUAUCAGGGCGCCAACCGGCACCAAAGACACCACCUGCGCCGUCGUCUGCAUCUUCAGCAGCAAGUGAUCCAGAGCCAGUUGCCAAAGAAGAUCAACCGCCCGCUAAACCGAAGUUGGAUUUCUCUGUCGUGAAGAAACCAGAACUACAGCUAUCCUGCGCCGGUUUCUUCAUCGUUUACUUUGGCAUGUUCUCACCUUUCUUCUACACUACCGCUUAUGCGGUCGAUAAAGGCUUCUCAUCGAACCUAUCCUUCUACACCAUCUCGAUUAUCAACGGUGCCUCGCUCUUCGGACGCAUCAUCCCCGGAAUUGUCGCCGAUAAGUAUGGCAAGUUCAACCUCUGCAUCUUGGCGACCAUGUUAUCCGGUAUUAUCGCCUUCUGCUGGACGAAGGUGACAUCCGUGGCUGGUCUGGUGAUAUUCUCCGCAGCAUAUGGCUUCUGCUCUGGGGCAAUCCUAUCACUUCAACAAGCCUGUGCCGCUCAGAUCGCCACACCAACUACGGUGGGUACAGUUAUCGGAAUUGUCAUGGGCUCGUGCUCUCUUUCCUCUAUGGCCGGCACUGUAAUCAGCGGCGAACUAGGUCAGAAAUACGGAUUCCUCGCCCUAUCCGUGUACUCAGGAGCUAGCCUAAUCCUGGGAGGCGCCAUCCUGCUCGCAGCCAAAUUUGCGCAGAAUGGGAAGUUGGCGGCUAUUGUCUAGAUUGACGAUGUAUUUAUUUUUUUCGG